AUGAGCAGCAGCAAUAGCAGCAGCAGCAACACAGCAGCCAGCAACAGCGGCGGCUCAGGGGCCCCCAGCAGCGCGGGCGUUGUCAGCGGAGGUCCCAGCUACCUACCCCUCGCCCUAGUGGACAAAUGUGUGGGCUCUCGUGUUUGGGUUAUAAUGAAAGGAGACAAAGAAAUCGCAGGAACUCUCAGGGGUUUCGACGACUACGUCAACAUGGUGCUGGACGACGUGACUGAGUUUUCAUUCACAGCUCAAGGGGUGAAGAAAACUCACCUAGAGACAAUUCUUCUUAACGGAAAUAACGUCAGCAUCUUGGUACCCGGAGGUGACCCUGAGGAGGCCCAAAACGCUUCGGCUCCUGCGGAGGCAGCGCGCAGCUAG
Molecule: messenger RNA, 378 nt
Organism: Eimeria necatrix
Lineage: Eukaryota; Apicomplexa; Conoidasida; Eucoccidiorida; Eimeriidae
Product: snRNP protein Lsm5, putative
Exons: 2
Coding region: 1-378 (125 amino acids)
Biological process (GO): mRNA splicing, via spliceosome
Cellular component (GO): Lsm1-7-Pat1 complex; U6 snRNP; U4/U6 x U5 tri-snRNP complex
Molecular function (GO): RNA binding
Source: RefSeq, a predicted model, not a curated record